UGAAAAAUGGAAUUGGGAAAGAACAUGACAACAUUUUUUCCCAAAAGGAGCAACAACGUAUAAAUUUUUAGGGAAUUUUGUCCUUAAAAUAAUGGAAGAAGAACAGGAGAGUCUGGUCUCGGCGACCAAAAACAACAAACCAAACCAACGUUUAUUAAAAAGCUCAAAAAAUGAUCCGAAACCUGGAAUUUUUGUGUAUAUUUUGACGUUUUUCGCUGCGGUCGGUGGCUUCCUUUUUGGCUACGAUACUGGGGUAGUUUCAGGGGCUUUAAUAAUCCUCAAGAAACGUUUCCGAUUGACGUUUUUUAUGGAAGAACUUGUAGUUAGCAUUACUAUAGCUGGCGCUAUUCUGGGAGCUUUAUACGCCGGACCAAUGAGCCAAUAUUUAGGUCGAAAAUUUGUCUUGAUAUUUUCGGCAAUUAUUUUUACAAUCGGUGCCAUCUUUAUGGCAGCAGCCGAAAAUACUGGUGAACUGCUUACUGGCAGAGCUAUUGUGGGCCUUGGUAUAGGUGAGUCACAUGAAUUGAAGUGUUGAAUGUUUUAUAUGAUGUUAUUUAAUACUUAAAUGAGUUAUUGAUUUAUUAAAAAAAAGUAGGGGGCAUUGCCACUUAAAGGGUUAACCGGGUGCAUAGGCAGAUAGUUGGGCAAUUUCGAUACGAUUUUUUUAUCGUAAUUCAUCAGCUGUCUUCGUUUUUUUCAUGAUAUUGUGAGAAUUUCAAGCGUGCCUCUACAUGCUUGGAAUUCUCACAAUAGGAGCUGGGACAGAGGUAAAAGUUCUCCAACUGUUGCAGACAAUUUGUGAACAGUCUUUUCAUUUGUUUUAUUAUCACUGUCUGCAAAUACCACAAUUGUCACAACAUAUUUUUAUUUAUCAUGACUGUUGACAACAGUCACAGAUGAGUUACAGUACUGUAGGUGGUUUUCAUUUGCCCUAAGCUUCCUGCAAUGCUCUGCAAUGGUUCACCUCUGCGAGUGUUGCCAACUAAUGAAAACCAGCCUUUAAAGCUCAGGUCAAACAAGCCCCCCUUCACACAGAACAGGGUAAAUUAUUGCACUUCAGGGCUGCAAAUAAAUAUUUGACUUGACAGGACAUUUGUCCGAUCACUUUUAAUUUUGGUCGAACAUAACUUGAAUUUGGUUGGACAAAAACCAACCCCACUAAAUUUGGUCGGACAUAUGUACAUCACAAGAUAUAUAUAUAAGUUACGAGACAAUUGUAUGUAUAGCCAUUCCGGUGCAAUGUUACUGUAAGUAAAAUGCUAGAAUACCUUGUAAAUUUUAUUGCAAAAUGCAAAUUGAGUGAAUUUGCAAUCGGACUUUGUCACAGCAAAAAAAUGUAUAAUGUGACAAUUUUUUGUGAUCGGACCAAUGUCCGAUCAAAAUUACUUUUGCUCGGACAUUUGCCAAAUUUAGUCGGACAUUGUCCGAUGUCCGACAGUAAUUUGCAGCCCUGGAACUUGGAACCAUAUUGACGUUUACAUGUUUCUACCCUAUUCACACAUGAAUUCAAACAAAUGUACUAUCAUUGUGCGAAGUUAAAAUAUCUAUAUUCUAUAGGAUCAGCAUCAAUGACUGUACCUGUGUACAUUGCUGAAGCAGCCCCCACUCACCUGAGAGGCAAGCUAGUGACGUUAAACAAUGUUUUUAUCACGGGAGGGCAAUUUGUUGCCAGUGUUGUGGAUGGUAUAUUUGCAUCUGACAAGAUAAAUGGCUGGAGGUAAAGAACAUAAUUAUGGAUAGCUCUGCAGCCCUUGAAGCCCCUGAAAUUUCUAUUAUAAUAAUUUUUUUUAUUAAUUAAUAAAUUUUUUUAUUAUAAAAAAAUUAUAAAUUAAUUUCUAUCAUUUUAUACACCUGAACAUUUAAUAUUAUUCUAUAGUAGUUCUCAUUUUAUUCUAUGUAAACUUGGUGACAGUUUAAUAUUAAAAGCAUAAAAAAUCAAUGUAUAUCCACAGCUAGAACUGUACUUGCCAUUUCUGCAAAAAGCAUUCGAUCCUUUAAAAUUUAAUUUAUUAACUUUGCCACUAUUAACCUAUUAGAGUGCAAGACCCGACAAGUAAACUUGUCUGGUGUUAGACGGAGUAGAAGAAUAAAGUGUGCAUUAAUUGCUGCUUGAUGGGUUAAUAACGAAAAUUUACAUGCACUAAUAUAUAUUUACAAGAAAGAUUUGGCAGGGACACAGCAACAGCUAGUUAAUUGCCAAUUACUUGUAAAAAAACGAGGGGGUGGGAGGAAGCUGCAAAUGCCAAUGGACCUUUCCCCUUAUAACUAAAAUUUUGAUCUAGACAAAAAUUUCAUCACAGCUUGGAAGAGCAUCACAAAAUUAGUAAUAUUCCAAAGUUUCGUUGCGAAAUGUUGUAAAAUGCGGAUAAUAUAGCCUUGCAAAGUUUGCUGUUUUUCAGUCCUUUUGUAUUACAAACGGGAAAUUGACAGCCCAAUCGGGUGUGGGGGCAUCAAUUUCCCGUUUGUAAUACAAAAUGACUGAAAAUUGCAAAUUUCGCAAGGCUAUAUUAUCCGCAUUUUACAACAUUUCGCAACAAAACUUUGGCAUAUUACUAAUUUUGUGAUGCUCUUUCAAGCUGUGAUGAAAUUUUUGUCUAGACUUGUCUAUAUCAAAAUUUUAGUUAUAAGGGGAAAGGUCCAUGUUGGAUACUCUGAGAAACUGACACUGAAUACUUUUUUCUUCCCAACCGCCAUCAUGCUUAAUUAAUCAUUAUUCUAGGUACAUGCUAGGACUUUCUGGUGUUCCGGCAGUCAUUAUGUUAAUUGGUCUCUUGUUUAUGCCUGAGAGUCCUCGAUGGCUGGUAAGCAAGGGCAAGGUGGAUAAAGCAAAAAAAGUGCUGCAAAGAAUCAGAAAUUCAGAUGAUGUUGAUGAGGAGAUACAUGACAUCACACAGACAAUACAGAGGGAACGUUUAGGUAAGAAGCUACUAGUGUGCUGACCAACUCACUUGAGCUUCCGUCCUUUCCACACAUUUACUAGGCAAGUUGACCUGCCAUUCCCAUGCCUAUAUAUAUAAGGAGGCACCACUAGAUAUCAUAUCUGGCCAGAAAGUGAGAUUAUCCCGAUAUAUGGCUAUCUGGCCAGAUAUUGUUUAUAUAUAUUUCUGGCCUUGUUCUUUGUUUGAUAUUGUUAAAAAAAAAGUAUUAAAUAAAUGCAUGUCUUGAAAUGAUCGGAGAAAAGCUUGUCAGUAUUGUCAUGCUCAUUAAUUUUAUUGAUGUUUGACUGUGAAGUUCUUUCCUAUUAUUUCCAGUCAAAAUACUAUAAACUCCUUCAAUUUAUAUACAGUAUUAUCAAUUAAAAUUCUUAUUUAAUAAAAUCAUUAUUUUACAUUAAAUAAAAUAAAAAGUGAAAGCUCUAUCUGGUGUACCCAGCUAAUACAUUCUGGCUCAUAUAUGAACUUAUAAAGGUUGAUGUAAAACCUUUUUACCAAUAAACAAAUGAACACUGUCAGACAUGUUUAUUGUAAUUUUGAUUUAGGUGCCAAUUAUGGAAGGUGUGGCAUUGUUGUUCGUAUAUGGCAAACCCCUUCUGUGAGGAGAGCAAUAUUUGUAGGAUGUGGUUUACAGGCCAUUCAACAACUUUCAGGAAUAAACACUGUAAUGUAAGUACUAUUGGAAAUUCUGUUGGAGUUGUUUGCUUUGCUUGAUGAUGUAAAACUGUCAGUGGUAUUCCUUGGGAGUUUUAUCUCCACAUAGUUAGUAUUACAACAGCUGACGCCAUUCUGGGAGCUUUAUAUGCCGAGCCAAUGAGUCAAUAGAGAGGUUAAGAUACCCCUGUUUACGGGUACGGGUCAUGUACCGUGAGAAACCAAUCAGUGAAUGGUAAUUUUCGUUGUUGAGGUUCGCUAUAGAUUGUUGCAAACUUUGACAAGCAUGUGUGCAUUAUUUAUUUGGGUAAGAUGUUGAAAAUUUUUACUGUUUAAAUGGGCCACAAAUAGUAAACAGAAAUGUUUGCUGCGGGGAAACGGGUAGAAAUUACGGGUAAGAAUGCUGACAUCAGCAAAAAUUGGUGAACAAAGUGGCGUUACUACUACCCGUAAAACGGAACCGGGGUAUUUUAACCUCUCUAAUAUUUAGGUCACUUUCUCCCCCCCCCCCAUAACACCCCCCUGUAAAGCUGCAAAACUUAAGUGUCACAGAAUGGGAUAUUAACUAAUUUGUCAGUUGUCUUGUAUGGGAUAACUCUUUUUUUCUAAGUUCUAAACUGUUGUCUCUAAUGGUCCAUUGUAAAUGAUAAUUCCUUAUUGGCUUUAUUACAGCUAAGUUCUAUUUUUUCUUGGUUUAGGUACUACAGUUCAACCAUCAUCAAAAUGGCUGGCACAAAAAGCGAUGAGGAAGCAAUAUGGCUUUCCGUUCCUGUUGCUUUCACCAAUUUUGCUUUCACUUUAGUCGGAGUUUUUGUGGUUGAGAUGAUGGGCCGACGGAAACUACUGCUAAGCAGUUUAGCCGGUGUAAUCUGUAGCCUGCUAUUACUUAGUGUUACAUUCUAUAUAGAUCUAAGGCAGUCUCCUAGUGUUACGCUGCGUCCAAAUAUUAACGACUCAUCUUGCACAACAAGGUAUGACCAUUGUUAUUCAUGUGUUGAAGAUAGUAGCUGUGGAUUCUGUUACAGCAAAAUUGAUGGCGAUUUUCUAAAUGGUUCGUGUUUGCCAGUUGGAUCAAAUUACGACACAGACCAUGAUAAAUAUGGUUUAUGUAAUACCACUGAUAGCAACCUACACUGGGGAUAUAACCAUUGUCCGUUCGCUUUAUCAUGGUUAGCCGUGCUUGGGUUGGUCCUCUACCUGGCAUGGUUUGCCCCUGGUAUGGGACCCAUGCCUUGGACAGUGAAUUCGGAAAUCUACCCCCAAUGGGCCAGAAGUUUUGGGAACUCUUGUUCGGCGACAACAAACUGGACUUUCAAUCUCCUGGUUUCAAUAACAUUUCUUCAUCUAACAAGACUUUUGACAAAGUGUGGUGCAUUUGGAUUGUACACUGUGAUCGCCUUUAUGGGAUGGUUGUUUAUAUACACCUUUGUUCCUGAGACUAAAGGCAAAACUCUGGAGGAAGUUAAUAAAUUAUUUGAAAGACAGAGUUAUCAUGAUAGAAAUGGACUUCAUUCAUCGGUUGGUAGUAGCAAUGGUAUGUUAGAUGAAUCAGAAUCGUAAAUUUGAUUUCUGAAAUUGGUUAAUUAAAUUUGGUUAUUAUAAUUAAGUUGACAUGACUGAUUUGUAUACCUACCUACAUACAUAUUUAGUACUUUAUUUUAUUAUUUUUUAAUUGUUUUUCCACUUUUACCCCAUUGGCCUCGUUUUCAUGUUGGCCUCGUUUCCAUGUUGGCCUCGUUUCCAUGUUGGCCUCGUUUCCAUGUUGGCCUCGUUUCCAUGUUCGCCUCGUUUCCAUGUUCGCCUCGUUUCCAUGUUCGCCUCUUUUAGCACGACAAGCGCACAUGAACGUUAUAUUCCCAUGUUUCGUGCACGUGAAUAUGUUUCUCUUUGAUCUUGAGCCCAAUCACAAACCUAUCCUUAAACCUAUUGUGUACAAAACAUCAGGGAAUGGCCACACGAAAACGAGGUCAUAGGGGCAAGAGAGCAAUUCAGUCUAUUGAUCUAGUAUAUAUGUAUAAUAAUAAUAAUAUAUUAUUAUUAUAACCUACGGUACAGUACAAGAUCAAUUAAUAAAUUCAUGCAUAAAGGGGAUUACUAUGUUUUAAUGUUUUUGCGAGAUUUGUUCUGCGAAAACUACACACGCAAAAACUCGCAUCUUGUAACAAGUUUGUCAACAAGCCGUCAACAAGUUGUCUUCGCACUGCUUGUCCCAAGUUGUCAACAAGUCUGGAACGAGCUGUUAACAACUUGUGACAACCUUGUUGAUAUUAUCAGGCUUGUUACAAGGUUGUUCCAACAGGUCCGAUACAGUCAUGAUAUAGCUGUAUUGUUGCAACCUUGUGACGUCAAGCUUGUAACAUUCUUGUUAUAUCAGGACUGUAUCAGACUUGUUAGAACAACCUUGUAGCAAGUCUGAUAAUGCCAUCAAGCUUGUUACAAGUUGUUAACAGCUUGUUCCGAACUUGUUACAACAACUGAGAACAUGCGCAGGGCGAAGACAACUUGUUGACAGCUUGUGAACAGACCUGACCUGUAACAACUUGUUUGCAGACUUGUAACAACUUGUCCGUUUUUACGUGUGUAGGUCAUUGAAGCAAGAGUAAAAUUCAGUCUAUUGUCUAUUAAUGUGGUAUAUAUGUAUAAUAUAUUAUAAUCUACGGUGCAGUACAAGAUCAAUUAAUAAAUUCAUGCAUAUCCAUGGGGAUUAGGCCCACUAUGUUUUAAUGUUUUUGCGAGAUUUGGUCUGGAACAGGUACUAACGUUAUUGGCUUACGCUGUGUUUAGCCUUCCUGAUUGUGUGUGCUUAAAGAGUGUUGAUAAUUGUAUUAACGGCCGAAAUUUAAUAAAUACAAGUCAACAACCUUGUAGACUUCAUACUGGAAGCAAAACCCAGCGUUCUCACUUUUAAGGAAACCUCCUUAAACUAAGAAAACGGCAUUUUUAUAAGGAAAUUUAAGAUUUUAUGUCUGUCAUCUUGCGCGAGUAAACUUUCUACUAUUUCUUUCCCCUUUUACGUAAUAACCUGUUCUAGGCUAAAAUUUCACAGCAUGUUCUUAUAUUAACAUGUAUUGUAAGAAUUUGUAACCAAUAUUCAAUAUAGAGGCCCCUCAAUAGACAAUAGAGUCGAAACAAAAAAUCAUAAUUCAUAAUUAAGAUAAAGAAACUGGCAAUGUAAUUUUGGAUACAGUAUAAUCCAAAUGAACUAACUGUUUGUUUGUCUGCUCUACUUUGUGAAGAUUUCAUUGUCUUUACUAUGUGAGCUGGCUAUAUGUUCGAUGUAAAUUUUCAAGCAACUUUAAAAUAUCACUUCAAAUUUCAAGAGUUUUAAUAUCAUACACAUUUUAUAUCUUCAACAACAGGUUGCUAUGCAAAUAUUAUGAUUGGACUUCUAGCUUGAACUGAUUAAAUUAAACACAGAUGGCUGCAUCUUCUUAAUCUUCCAGCAAAAGAGGACUACAUCUUUCUGACAUAAGAGCCGCAUGCGCUAAAAACCGUCAACCUCAUUAAUAUUGUGACAGUGUCACUUGCUACCUCGAAACAAUUUUAGAUUGUCUUCUCAUGCAUGUGAGUAUGUGUG
Molecule: messenger RNA, 7164 nt
Organism: Paramuricea clavata
Lineage: Eukaryota; Metazoa; Cnidaria; Anthozoa; Malacalcyonacea; Plexauridae
Source: the annotation of a GenBank genome assembly